Molecule: messenger RNA, 1275 nt
Organism: Salpingoeca rosetta
Lineage: Eukaryota; Choanoflagellata; Craspedida; Salpingoecidae
Exons: 14
Coding region: 1-1275 (424 amino acids)
Molecular function (GO): protein binding
Source: RefSeq, a predicted model, not a curated record
AUGCUCCAAAGAGUUGGCGUGGUUGCGCUGUGCGCCAUUGUGCUGGCGACAGCACAGACUGGCGUGCAAGCUGCUCCAACACCGACGACAUCGAGCCCAUGCACUCCCUCAUCAUGCAUCAUCGAAUGGCAAACAAACGGCGACGGCGUCACUCAGUACCAGCUCAUGCUGCAGGACGACAGCGGGACCUUCCAGGGAGUGGGGUCCCCGAGCACAGACUCUUUCAUCCGCAUCGACCCACUCAUGUCGCUUGCAGGGUGCACAAACCUCACCGCCCGCAUUGAGAUCACACUCAACUCGGAUUCGGAACAAGGGAACGUGACCAUCAUCCCAGUGGAGGCCACAGGACCGCCUCCAUCACCCGAGCCGCCUGUUGUCAGUGUGCUGAGCUCGGACCGCAUCAACGUGUCGUUUUCGCUGACGGGCCUCCAGUCCACAUCGCAUUGGGUGCACACGUACGCGCUCACGCUCAAGAAGCGAGAUUCCACGGGAGCGGGGAUGACGGUGACGUUCACGCCAUCGUAUCCACCGGCAGCGGACAGCAUCGCAUAUGCGCACGUGUUCACGUCGCUGGAGGAGAACACCAUGUAUGAUGCGAGUGUGCGGGCGGUGAGCUGUGCCGGAACAGCGACGAGCGCCAUUGUUUCGCGACGAACGAGCAAGAAGAUUGUCAUCGACGGAAACGCGAACGACGUCGUGUACGUGUACGCCAAGUUCAAUAUCACAGAUGAGCGGAGUGUGCUGACUGUGCGCGGGUUCGACUUUGACAUCUUCUAUGCAGCGCUGAGCGUGACCCUUGAGACGCAACUUCCAGCAGGCGCCUCCCUGCCAAGGUCUGCGCUUGGAACAGUCUCGCUGACGUCUGUGGAGAAGACACAUCUUGUGCUGCACACGCAGAUCAACACAACGGAGGAAUACAGAGACGCAGUUCUCAGUGCGCUUCCGACCAUCACAACGCCGCCGUGCUUGUCGUCGUUUACGCAGAAGCUGUCGGAUUUUUCUUCCGAAUAUUCGCACUUUUGUGUCGUUCUUGCGUCAUCAUCUGCAAGCAGCGAGGACCUGACCGCAACGGAGCCGCCGUCGUCGACAUCGUCGAGCAGCGAGGACUGGAAGAUGCCCGUCAUCAUCGCCGGCGCAGCACUCGGAGGCGUGCUGCUGAUUGGCGUCGCCGUGUAUCUGGUGGUGCAGAUUGUGCGCAAUCACCGCCAGGAGAAACAGGAGCGCGAAUCCCGUGUGGACCUGGGACUUGAGCUCAGCCACGCCACCCUCUACUAA